UGUUUACAGGGACGCCUGGCCUGGCCUGGCUACCCACAAUCCCCGGCAGAAACGUCAAGCCGCCCAGACGUGGCACACACCUUCCUUGUAGUGGAGCCUCUGGACACUCCGAAAUGGGCCUGACUUUGUCAACAGUAUUCUCCCGCCUGUUUGGGAAGAAGCAAAUGAGGAUACUAAUGGUUGGCUUGGAUGCUGCAGGCAAGACCACAAUUCUAUACAAACUAAAGUUAGGAGAGAUCGUCACCACCAUCCCAACAAUUGGGUUCAACGUAGAAACAGUGGAGUAUAAAAAUAUCAGCUUCACGGUGUGGGACGUCGGUGGACAGGACAAAAUCCGUCCGUUAUGGAGACACUACUUUCAAAAUACUCAAGGACUCAUCUUUGUGGUUGACAGUAAUGACAAAGAAAGAAUCACUGAGGCCAGUGAAGAACUUGCAAAAAUGCUGCACGAGGAUGAGCUGCGAGAUGCUGUUCUGCUGGUCUUUGCCAACAAGCAGGACCUUCCCAACGCAAUGACAGCCGCUGAACUCACUGACCGCCUCGGACUGAAUCAGCUAAGGAACCGAAGGUGGUACAUCCAGGCAACGUGCGCUGUGCAGGGCCAGGGGCUGUACGAGGGGCUGGACUGGCUAUCGACUGAGCUCUCCAAGAAGUAAUUAAUCACUGGAGAGACAGAAUGAAAGGAACUGGGGGGCCCUGUUGAGCUUGAAUGGAUAUAACAUUUAUGAGCACUUUUACCAGAAGAUAUUUAUUGUUUUCUUUAUAUUUUUGUCUUGGGAAGAUUCCACUCUGAAUAAUCCAGCAGCUGGGAUAGGCUACAUUCCUUGUUGCUAUGAUUUAUUGACAGAUUUUCAUAGUUUGUAACUUCCUAAUAAACAUAUUUGACAAC
This is a messenger RNA of Eriocheir sinensis (Chinese mitten crab), 889 nucleotides long. RefSeq names its product ADP-ribosylation factor 2 (gene Arf102F). Lineage: Eukaryota; Metazoa; Arthropoda; Malacostraca; Decapoda; Varunidae. The record is from RefSeq and is a predicted model, not a curated record. Gene Ontology annotation, biological process: intracellular protein transport; vesicle-mediated transport. Gene Ontology annotation, cellular component: cytoplasm; plasma membrane. The coding region runs from base 114 to 656 and encodes 180 amino acids. The transcript is spliced from 5 exons. Gene Ontology annotation, molecular function: GTP binding; GTPase activity.